Anolis carolinensis (green anole) is the source of this 7090-nucleotide messenger RNA. It is a transcript of the gene nkpd1, whose product is annotated as NTPase KAP family P-loop domain containing 1. The record is from RefSeq and is a predicted model, not a curated record. The coding region runs from base 4203 to 6200 and encodes 665 amino acids. The transcript is spliced from 5 exons. NCBI's taxonomy places the organism in Eukaryota, Metazoa, Chordata, Lepidosauria, Squamata, Anolidae.
CCCCCUGAAAUUUUCAGGGUUUUUCUUAAACUAAUUUACUUAUGAAUUUUAAAUGGUUAACCAAAUCCUUAUGAAUGUCCACUGAAGUUUAUCGAUAGAGCCUGAUUUCUAAAUUAUUUUGCGUUAUGGAACUACUCUUCAUGAUUUGCUAAUAAAAAGUUUCAAACCCCCACCCCGAUUUUUUUUCUCCUGGCUAUGGUCCUGCUAACACCUCCCAACAAAGGAUUCCCCCUGAUAGGAAGGAGCCAGGCUUUAAAGCUGCAAGGCCAUUCAAUGCUAAUCAAGGUGGCCAAUUGUAACAUUCACACCUGCCUCAAAUACACAAGAGUUCUUUCUGCCACCCUGCACAUUCCACAGAUAUACAUACUGUGAAGAAGUGUAUACAAGUCUCCACACAUACAAACCCCACUUGUCUAGUUUCCAACAGACCUCACAACCUUUGAGGAUGCCUGCCAUAGAUGUGGGCAAAACAUCAGGAGAGAACUUAGGGGAGCCUCUGAUGGCCUAGGGGAUAAAAGCUUUGUGACUUGAAGGUUGGGUUGCUGACCUGAAGGCUGCCAGGUUCGAAUCCCACCCAGGGGGAGCGCGGAUGAGCUCCCUUUAUCAGCUCCAGCUCCAUGCGGGGACAUGAGAGAAGCCUCCCACAAGGAUGGUAAAAACAUCAAAACAUCUGGGCAUCCCCUGGGCAACGUCUUUGCAGACAGGCAAUUCUCUCUCUCCACAAGCAACUCCGGUUGCUCCUGACACGAAAAAAAAAUCAGGAGAGAAUGCUUUGGGAACAUGGCCAUAUAGUCUGGGAAACUCACAGCAACCCACUGAGAUGUUGUAUUAAUGUAAUAUGUCAAUAUAAAAAGUUCAUUCUUUACCCUAAUAGCUUCACCUCCUGCAGUGUUUAGCAAAGCCUGGCUUUCUGACAUCAUGGCAUUCAAAUGCACCUCGUGUUUUCUGACUUGCAAAAAAGAGGUGCCUGUAAUGUCCGCCUCCACGUUCCCCUUCUCUUUCACAACCCGGUCUAAGAAAACAGGUCAGGGGAGCUCAUGUAAUGCUCAGCAGUGAUAGAAGAGGGGUGGAGGCCCUGAAGCAGGAAUGUUCCCCAACUGCCUCCUGCUACAGCAAAAGGAGCGAUCCUAAGAGAAAUAAAGCAUGUUGGGUCCCUCCCAGAACUGGAAAUGUAAUAUUUGGGACAGAGAUACCAGGUUGGGCGAUGAUUUGCAAACCAUUUGAUGCCAGAGUGGGAUGCAGAAGGAAUUGUGUCACAAGGAAGUGUUGGCUCAGCUUGUUCCAAAAGGCUACUUAUGUGACUUGUGGUAAGUUCUUUUAUCUUUCGGGGCUUUGGUGAUUGGGAAGAACUGAAUACAUCAACUCAAAGCAACAUGUGUCCUUCCCAAGUUGGAAACUAAGGAGUUUUUGGUUCUAGAACUCACAAAAACCCUUAUUCCAAAUGACCAGUGACCACAUUGGCUACAGGAUUCUGUGACAUGUCCAAAAAAGUUGCAGAAAUAAGAUCCAGAAAUGGCCAGUGGUCACAACGGCUGACGUAUUAGGGGAGUUGUAUUUCCAAAAAAAGUAACUUUUUCCAAGUUAUCUCUCUGAAGAACUGCAGGUGGCUUUUUCCAAAGCAUAGGUUUAGUACAGGAUGCAUGUUACUAUUUGGUAGCUGUCUUCGGAGUACCAUUCAAGAGCAUAUCAUUGUACAGUUAUUGUGCUUAUUAUUCACAGGCAGAUAAAUGGAUGGAUGGACAGACAGACCAACAGAUAGGCUGAUGAUAAAUAAAUGGAUAGAUAGAUGGGUGGGCAGAUCGACAGGCAGAUGUUAGCACACUGUCUUUGACUCUUAGGUUGAGCACCAAAAUGUCUUGGGCAAGCUAGUUGAUUGGCCAUCUUGUCUUGGCAAGCUCUGGCCAGGGGCCUGUUCACACUACAGAUUUGUAGUGACAGGAUCCCACUUUACUUUCCUUGGCUACAUCCUACAGAAUCCUGAGAUUUGUAGUUUGCUGGGGCAGUAGAACUCGCCGCCUGAGAAUUCCAAAGACUCCCUAAACUGCAAAUCCCAGAAUCCAAUUGCCAUGACAGUUAAAGUGACGGCUUUGUACAUGGCUUUCCAUAUUAUCUUCUCAUUUUGGAUUGACCUCCUUCUUCGCCAGGUGGCAAAAUGACACCUUGUAUGGGAUGUUCAUUGUGAUAAGCUAUUCUUUCAAUUGCCAUAAAACUGGAGAGGACAGGCACAACUGAAUAAAGAACUCGUGGAAUGAUGGUGGGUUAUGCUCCCACCACAUUGGUCUCUUCAUAGGGAUAUAGUCAUUUCAAGGGCUAAAUGAGAACAUUGCCCCAUCAAUUAGGAAUUCUAUUUCCCAUUCGAUUUUUCUGUAGCCUCCUUGUUUCUAGCAUUGCAGAGUCAGAAAUAGAAAAUCGUUCACACUUGGAACUCUUCUUUUUACUGUGUGUUAAUAUUUCUUUUAUCACUUUGCCUGUCCCUUUACUUUGUGUGCCUAAACUGCAUCUUGAGAUGCUCAACUAAAAUUCUAAGUGACUGUAAUGCUAGAAACAUUAUCAUGGGAAGACAGAAUUCUUAUCUAAGGGGGCAAUGCUAGGAGUUGUGUCUACCUCUCAUAGCUAUACAGCUGUAAAUAGGAAGGGCUCACAACCCCUGUGGAAUUUGGAAAUAUGAACUUUUUCAACUGAAAGAACACUCUAAGUCUCUAGAUCUUCCAGUUCAACUUCGGUAGAAGAUGAUCACAAAAUCAUACUGGAAGAUCUACAAAUGCUAAGAUUCUCUAGGUCAGUGGUUCCCAACCUGUGGUCCGUGGACCACCACCACUGGUCCCCAAGAAUUAAAAUAUGGCCUGCGACCUAGCCGUUACUACACCAUUGCAAAGAGAGCGACUGGUCUCGCGAAACCCUCUUAUAGUGCUGAGGCAACAGGGAUAUCGGGAAGGGAGAGGCUGACUACCCACAAAAGGCACAACAACAAGGCUCCUGACUACUGCUUCUCCUCCUCCCUCCCCCUGAGCGGAGCUGUUCCAUGUGAUGCCUGGAAGCGGGGCGCCUUGGUGUCUUCCUUUUUAGGCCUGUGCCUGGGGUUAUUUGGGGUGCUGAUUCAGAAAAUUGCUUUGGAUAGACCACAUCAGCUCUAGAUUAUUAAAUAUGGUUUUCCAUGAGUGAGCAGAUGGAUGGCAUAUGUUCUGUAUCAGAAACAAGAGCUGAUGUGGUCUAUCCAAUCCAGUUUUUUGAAUCAGCACCCCAAAUAACCAAACAGAAUCUAAAGUUGACCAAAAACUGAUUUGUAACCCUUUUGGUAUUAAUUUUGGAGAGUGGUCCCUGGUCAAAGUGGUUCCUGGUCAAGUGGUUCCAGGUCAAAAAAAAGGUUGGGAACCACUGUUCUAGAUCUUCUUGUGUGAUUCUAUGGCCAUAAAGCCACACCAAAGAACUAGACAUUCUUAAUUAAUAUGAAUCAAAUAUUAACAUUAAUCAAAUCAAUGAAUAAUCAAAUCCACAACAGCUAAACCCACAAAUGUGGAGGUCCGACUGUACAGAGCUGGUUGGACCACAGACUGGGAAGAGAGAUCGUGAGAGUAGAUGAGAUGAGAGAUUAGAAUUACAGAGAAAGCUUGUAUUUAUUCAUAGCAACUUUCUGAACUUUCCACUUACCAAAGUUCUUUGCAUGUCCUGUUGGGAUUUUAAAGAAUAGAACAAAGGUAGUAUGCGUUAUCGCUAUUAAAAUGAGAUCACUAUGGGAGGAAACGAACCACAACAAAUUACAGGCAUGCAACAGUUUGGAAACGUUCUUUCUGUGGAAUAUGACUUGCACAAUCCCACAGCCAGCAAUGAGAGUGAUAGUCCCCAACUGCCUCCUGCUACAGCAAAAGGAGCGAUCCUAAGAGAAAUAAAGCAUGUUGGGUCCCUCCCAGAACUGGAAAUGUAAUAUUUGGGACAGAGAUACCAGGUUGGGCGAUGAUUUGCAAACCAUUUGAUGCCAGAGUGGGAUGCAGAAGGAAUUGUGUCACAAGGAAGUGUUGGCUCAGCUUGUUCCAAAAGGCUACUUAUGUGACUUGUGAUCUCCGCAAAACUCCAUAAGACUCGAAGGCCUGGAAAGGAAGCCAACCCUAGGAAGAAGAGCCUGGGGAAAGGGGAAGACCAGAACUCCAGAAGGUUGCAGAGUUGGCCAUUAGUAGGCAAGGCCUGGGCUCACAUUGCCACACUAUAUGCAGUAUACUAUCCUAUCCUUCCCUGAAAUUCAGGGUCCCACCUGCUUGGGAACUCUGGUCGAAGGUGGCCUGGCGCCAGUGCUGAUGAGUCCUACCGAUGAGGAGAUCACGCGGUUACAUCACAGCGAGGAAAACCAUGAUGCCCGGCGCAUAUGCUCAAGAGAGUUUGACCACAUCGCACACGAGGAAUGCCACAACAGAAACGAUAUCUUGACAGAAGAUGACAUUUACUGCUGCAGUCUUUCCAAGACAUUAUGCCAUACUUCCACCCCGGUCACAGUGGGCUUCUAUUCGCCGUGUGGAGCCCGUGCUCAUUCACUACUUGAUCAGAUUGCAGGAUGUAUGCAUAAAGAAUCCAUGCGGAGAGAAGAAAACGAGUUCAGGAAGACUCACCAGAGGCCUAGACAGCCAGAAGGCUGGAACUACUUCACCCUCCUCUGGUACUUGGUCUUCUAUGAACCAGUCAUCACAGAGGUCCACCUGAGGAGAAAGAACAUCGAAUUCAUCUUUGUAAGAUUCAGUGCCUGGCAGUAUGCAGGCAGCGACAAGCUGUGGGCUGGCCUAGUUACCACCUUGUGCGACCAUAUCCGCCACCAUUUCGGUCCUCUGCCUCUCAGCUUUUAUCAAGUGGUGGGGAAAGCACCACGAUAUGCCUCUGGGUUCAGUCAAGAUGAGUGGCGGGUCAAAAAGAAGGUCUGCUAUGGCGCUGGCGGACUCGGUGUCAUCUUGCUAGCAGGUGCGGCCCUGACUGCCACCGCGUUCCUUGUGCCCGGGAUCAGAGAUGGCAGCUACUUGAAGAUCUUUGGCAGCAUCCUCACUGCCGUUUCUGGCUCAGGUGCCAUAGUGGCCUUGGCUCCUGUGAUCAAGCACCUUCUUGUGAGCCAAAAGAAGAAAAUUGAGAGCAUGACCAGUGAUGGAAAAUUCACGAGCCAUUUGGGAUUUAUGAGUGCGGUGAAGAAAGAGAUUGAAGUUCUAACUCACUUUGUGUAUUACAUGGAGAUCUUUGAACGGCGGCGGCUGAGGAUCGUCUUUGAGAUCACCAGUUUGGACAUGUGCUACCCGGAAAGGGUGGUCGGGGUCCUGAAUGUCAUCAACACGCUCCUUUCAGACACCAAUGCCCCCUUCAUCUUCCUUCUGGUGGUGGACCCUUGCGUCAUUGUCUCAUGCUUAGAGGAAGCCGGUACGAUGAAGGGAAUGGCUGACAACGGCUACCUCUACCUCAACCGCACCGUGACACUGCCUUUCUCCAUCCCAGAGAUCAGCACACGGUGCAAAAUGCGGUUCCUGCAUGAGGCCUUCCAGACUCGGGAAGAUCUGAUGUACAGGAUCAUCACAAGGAAUCUGGAGCAGGGGGUCCGAAAGACCAAAGGAAAAGAAAUGGCAGCCUUGACAGAUAUGGAAGUGUCCACAGAGGUAGACCAGCAUCAGAUUGAUGCUCAGGCUGUGCAGUAUAUUCAUGAAGCUUUCCACUGCCUCCACAAUGAGUAUGACUGCCUUUACAAAUAUAUCCCAAACAGUAUUGUCCAGAUGAGAAGGAUUGUCAACACCAUCCCUAUCACCCUCAGGCUGAUGACCCAACAACAUCUCCUACGGCACAACAUCUGUCCUCGUUCAGUAGCUGGUUGGGUGGUCUUGGCCAACCAGUGGCCCUGCCGCCUGAGUUGGAUUCUGCAAUGCCUGCAGGAUAAGCUGCAGUGCAAACACGAACUUGACUACAGCAAGGAACCUAUGUGGAAUGUCUUCACAGAGAAUUGCAAGGAAUUCUUCUCCAAGCACAAGGACAUUGGGAAACUCCUGGCUUUGGACGGUGACCCAGAACUCUUUGAGAAGUUCCUUUCACAUGACUUUCCUUUCACAGUGGAAGAAGGAGAGCAAUUCCUCAGGUACACAGUCAACCUGGACCAUUCCAUCAGGUGUCGGAUGGGGCAGCUGCGCUCACUAGAUUCCUUGGAAAAGUACUGCAGCAAAAAGGAAGAACUAGCCGAAAAGGAUUAAGAUGGUUGAUUUCAAUUGUUGCUUUUUUUGGAGGGGGGGGGGGGGACAAAUAAGAAGUACCAUAGUAAUGUUAGACAAUUGCAAAUCUUUGUGUUACCCCAUGAAAAGCUGCAUAGGUGUGUUGGGAAGAUUCCAGACCAUUUUCUCUGCUCAGUGGUGGGUAUGUGAAAGCUCAAGAUGCCUAGCAAGUAUCUAUGUGAAUUGAGAAUGCACCUUGAACACUUCUCAGAAUUCUUUGGAAAACCAGCAAGGGAAUAUGGGGUGGGUUACCUGAAUUCUGGACAAAGUCUGUAAAACAUUUCCUCCAAAUAGGGAAAACGCCACAAUUUGCACCAAGGAAUGGAUGAUAAUCGAAGUGGGGCAUUUUCAUAUUAGAUUUAAAAUUGCACAUUUGGACCUUUUUUGUUUUGUUUUGUGUGCAAUUUAUCAAUGCUGUGAAUAUCAGAAAAGGGGGGGGGAGAGGAUGAGAUACUGAAAGAGGAAUCAAGUAUAUACUAUUGCCAAGGUAGGUUUUGUGUUGGAAAAUGAGAGAGGGGAAGGAAAAAUGAAGUCAGGGAAGUAGGAGAAAAGAGUCAGUAUUAGUAGAAUCAAUUGCACAAACAGAAUGUUGGCUUUUUGACUGCUCCAUUAUGUCUCAUAUAUUUAUGUUCUUAAUUCUGCGAUAGCUGACCAAGAAAAUGAGAGCUUAGCUUGCCUCAUAGUUUAUCUUGUUUCAAGAUCCAAUGAUCAUAACGUGAAAGGAAGCUGUAGUAAAAUUUGUGCAUAAAAUUCUGUACAUUUUUCUAUCCAACAGCAACAAAACUAAGUUUUAAUGUAAAGGGACACCACUGACACUUUUGCACUAACACUGUGCCAAUGUAUUGGUCCUAAUAAAAGUAUUGUAUUACCUA